AUGGGAUUCUCCAAAACCUGUCUGUCUCUUUUCUUGUUCUUCAUUUCAUUUUCUUUAUCAUGUGCAACUUCUCGCAUCACACUUCAACACCCUUUUCCAUCAACAACAAAAUUUUCGUCAAAUCAACGAGCGGAACAGCUUAUAAGAAGCUUCAACCUAUUCCCAAAGCAUUCAGCUAAUAUUCAUGGUGAAUACUCUAUCGAUGAUUUCGUCCCAGGAAAAAUCGUAGAGAAGUCGUUUUCGUUUCUAGCUAGUUCUAAUGGAACUUCAGUUGAAGAUCUCGGUCACCAUGCUGGAUACUAUUCGCUUCCUCGUUCCAAAUCUGCAAGGAUGUUCUAUUUUUUCUUUGAAUCAAGAAGUGGUGCUAAGGAUGCACCAGUUGUGAUAUGGUUGACAGGAGGUCCGGGUUGUGCCGGUGAAUUAGCUUUGUUUUAUGAGAAUGGUCCUUUUAAAAUCAACAAUGAUUUGUCUCUUUCAUGGAAUGAUUAUGGCUGGGACAAGGGAUCAAAUAUUAUUUUUGUUGACCAACCCAUUGGGACAGGUUUCAGUUACAGCUCAGAUGAAAAUGAUAUUCCUACUGAUGAAACUGGUGUUAGCAAUGAUUUGUACGCCUUCUUGCAGGCAUUUUUCAAGGAACAUCCUGAAUUGGUUAAGAAUGACUUUUACAUUACCGGAGAAUCAUAUGCUGGACACUAUAUUCCAGCUCUUGCAUCCCGGGUUCAAAAAGGAAACAAAAACAAAGAAGGAAUCGCUAUAAACUUCAAGGGUAUUGCUAUUGGUAAUGGAUUGACGAAUCCAAGAAUUCAGUAUCAAGCAUACACUCAAUUUGCAGUUGAUAACAAAUUGAUUACAAAGGAAGAUCAAGCUGAAAUCGACCAGUUAGUCCCAUCUUGUGUGGAUGCCACAAAAACUUGCGAGAGUGAAGGUGGAGGAGAUAGUUGCAUUACAGCCUUAGAUCAAUGUCAGCAGAUAUUUUCCAGCAUUCUUUCCAUUGCUGGCAACAUUAACUACUAUGACAUCAGAAAGCAAUGUGAAGGAGAAUUGUGCUAUGAUUUCUCAAAUCUGGAGACACUUUUUAAUAAGAAGACAGUUAGGGAUGCGUUAGGUGUCGGGGACAUAGAGUUUGUUUCAUGCAGUAAUGCAGUGCAUAGUGCAUUGAAUCAAGAUUCGAUGUUAAACUAUGACGUAGAUAUUCCAGCACUUCUUGAGGAUGGAAUUAAAGUUCUUAUAUAUGUUGGCGAAUUUGAUCUUAUUUGCAAUUGGCUUGGGAAUUCAAAUUGGGUUCAUGCCAUGGAGUGGUCAGGUCAAAAACAGUUUGCUGCAUCGAAAACAGCUCAAUUUUUGGUUGAUGGUACACAAGCAGGAUUGUUGAAUAGUUAUGGACCUCUCUCUUUUCUAAAGGUGAAUGAUGCUGGACAUUUGGUUCCUAUGGAUCAACCAAAAGCAGCACUUCAGAUGUUGGUUAACUGGAUGGAAGGGAACCUGAAUGGCACGAAAAUUUAGUCUCUUUUUUAUGUAAUAUUUGGUGGGUGAAAUUUAUAUUUCUGCCCACAUAUUAAAUCAAAAGAUAAGCGUUGAAUUCAAGUAUAUUUAUUUUAUAUAACAUUCA
Vicia villosa (hairy vetch) is the source of this 1609-nucleotide messenger RNA. RefSeq names its product serine carboxypeptidase-like. Gene Ontology annotation, cellular component: vacuole. Bases 1 to 1503 code for a protein of 500 amino acids. The transcript is spliced from 9 exons. Gene Ontology annotation, molecular function: serine-type carboxypeptidase activity. Gene Ontology annotation, biological process: proteolysis. The record is from RefSeq and is a predicted model, not a curated record. NCBI's taxonomy places the organism in Eukaryota, Viridiplantae, Streptophyta, Magnoliopsida, Fabales, Fabaceae.